Molecule: messenger RNA, 3095 nt
Organism: Nezara viridula (southern green stink bug)
Lineage: Eukaryota; Metazoa; Arthropoda; Insecta; Hemiptera; Pentatomidae
Source: the annotation of a GenBank genome assembly
AUGCCUAAUUGGAGGUUCCGGUUGGAUCUUGAGCGCCUCGAACGGUUCCGUUGCCUUCACCUUCGGCGGCGAAAGUUGCCGUUACAUCAGCCACUUGUUCUACCGCGCUCCGACCUUGGGCCUCCCCUUGGAGGAGGUGGCGGAGGAUACAACUACCCCCGACCUUCGGUAGGCCUUCCUUCCGGCCCUGUUUCGCCACCCGCUACGAGCUAUGGUGUACCUGCUGGACCGGCUCCAGUCCCGACUGGUCCUGUCCAGAGGCCUUCCUCAGGGUACGGUGCCCCAUCCCAGGGAGCACCUUCUCCAUCUUAUGGUGCACCUUCGCAAGGUGGAUCAGGUGGUGGAAGACCCUCUGGCAGCUAUGGAGCACCUGCACAAAGACCAUCUUCUAGCUAUGGUGCCCCAUCUGGUGGCGCACCUUCUGGAAGUUACGGCGCACCAUCUGGUGGUGCUCCAUCAGGAAGUUAUGGUGCUCCAUCUGGUGGUGCUCCAUCAGGAAGUUACGGUGCUCCAUCUGGUGGUGCUCCAUCAGGAAGUUACGGUGCUCCAUCUGGUGGUGCACCUUCUGGAAGUUACGGCGCACCUUCUGGUGGUGCUCCUUCUGGAAGCUAUGGUGCUCCCUCUGGUGGCGCUCCUUCUGGAAGUUACGGUGCCCCAUCUGGUGGUGCUCCAUCUGGUAAUUAUGGUGCCCCUGCCCAAAGACCAUCGGGUAGCUAUGGGGCUCCAUCUGGAGGCACUCCCUCAGGUAGUUACGGUGCUCCAUCUGGCGGUGCACCUUCUGGAAGUUAUGGUGCUCCAUCUGGUGGCGCUCCUUCUGGAAGUUAUGGUGCUCCCUCUGGCGGUGCUCCGUCAGGAAGUUACGGUGCUCCUUCCGGAGGUGCUCCUUCAGGAAGUUAUGGUGCCCCAUCUGGUGGUGCACCUUCUGGCAGUUAUGGUGCCCCUGCCCAAAGACCAUCUGGCGGUGCUCCUUCUGGUAGUUACGGUGCCCCAUCUGGUGGUGCUCCAUCAGGAAGUUAUGGUGCCCCUGCCCAAAGACCAUCUGGCGGUGCUCCUUCUGGUAGUUACGGUGCCCCAUCUGGUGGUGCUCCAUCGGGAAGUUAUGGUGCCCCUGCCCAAAGACCAUCUGGCGGUGCUCCUUCUGGUAGUUACGGUGCCCCAUCAGGUGGUGCUCCUUCAGGAAGUUAUGGUGCCCCUUCGGGUGGUGCUCCUUCAGGCAGCUAUGGUGCCCCAAGUGGUGGCGCUCCUUCUGGUAGUUAUGGUGCUCCAUCUGGUGGCGCUCCAUCUGGCAGUUACGGCGCUCCUGUACAAAGGCCAUCGAGCGGCUAUGGAGCACCUUCUUCUGGUGGUUUUGGAGGUCAAACAGGUGGAUUCGGUGGUGGUGCUCAAAGGCCUUCUUCGGGAUACGGUGCUCCGUCAAGACCAUCUUCAUCAUAUGGCGCUCCUCAAGGACCUUCAGGCGGUUCCCGGCCUUCCAGUAGCUACGGAGCACCUUCAUCAGGUGGCGGAUCUUCCGGCGGAUAUAGCGGUGGUGCUCAAGCGCCUUCAAGCAGCUAUGGUGCUCCUUCAUCUGGCGGAUAUAGCGGUGGUGGUUCUUCAUCCGGAGGUUACAGCGGUGGUGCUCCAGCACCUUCGAGCAGCUAUGGUGCACCAUCUUCCGGUGGAUACAGUGGUGGCGGUGCUUCUUCAGGUGGAUACAGCGGUGGCGGUGCUUCUUCCGGUGGUUACAGUGGUGGCGCUCCUGCUCCUUCUAGCAGUUAUGGUGCACCAUCUUCCGGUGGAUACAGUGGUGGCGGAGCUUCUUCCGGUGGAUACAGUGGUGGCGGAGCUUCUUCUGGUGGAUACAGCGGUGGCGGUGCUUCUUCCGGUGGUUACAGUGGUGGUGCUUCUGCUCCUUCUAGCAGUUAUGGUGCGCCAUCUUCCGGUGGAUACAGUGGUGGCGGAGCUUCAUCCGGUGGAUACAGUGGUGGUGCCUCAACCGGGGGAUAUAGUGGUGGCGGUGCUUCAUCCGGUGGGUACAGUGGCGGUGCUUCAAGCGGUGGAUACAGUGGUGGUGCUUCUUCCGGUGGAUACAGUGGUGGUGCUUCUUCCGGUGGGUACAGUGGUGGUGCUUCUUCCGGUGGAUACAGUGGUGGUGGUUCAUCCGGUGGAUACAGUAGUGGUGGUGCUUCUGCCGGUGGAUAUAGUGGUGGCGGUGCAUCUUCCGGUGGAUACAGUGGUGGUGCUGCUCCUGCACCUUCUGGGUCUUAUGGUGCUCCUGGUGGAGGGUCCGGCGGAUCCGGUGGAAAAUUCGCAGGUCAGAGCGUUCAAGUCUUCCCUCCUGUGCCGUCCAUCAGCUUUGGACUUCCAUCCCAAACAUUCCAAGGAGGUAGUGGAGGAGGUGCCGGUCAAGGAGGUGCCACUCAAGGAGGUGGCGGUCAAGGAGGCGCCGGUGGAUACCCAUCCGGCCCGUCCUCUGGAGGUGGUCAACAAUACGCUAGCAAUGGUGGAUAUUCUUAUUAAAUCGUUGUUCGUUGAGUCUGCUAUACACAUGCGAAAAUGUGGGCCAUUUAAUUUAUUUAUAUCUAAAUGUAUCUAUCUCUUUCCUUUUGUAAAAACAUUUAUAAAACCAGCUUUAUUUCAGUGAGAGGCAACGAACUGUGAAAUGCUGCAAAGAAUUGAAUAGUUUCUGUGCCAAAUGACAAAGUUUUGAAUAAAAAGGAAUAGAGAGUAGAUGUAAAUAAAAUAUUUUUUCAAUUCUUGAUUCUUGCUGUAAUAACCGAAAUCAAAAUCAUACUACAUGUGCAAAAACAUAUGUCGAUAAUGAUUAUAAUAUAAUCAAGGUUAUGUAAUGUUAAUGUAAAUGUUGCUCCUAGCAAAUGCUACCAACUAUCAUAUUUCUGCUCUAUUCACUAAACAUGAUAUAAUUUAUUUUAAACUCUUAGAUAUAGUGUAAUUAAUAUUAUAUAAUAUCCAUGACAUUCUGUCAUAUCUGUACAAUUAUUUUUAAGUUUUUUAUACUGUAUAUUUGUAAAAGUUACCUUCAUUGUAAGAAUAAUAGAAAUUGUAUUUGUUGGCUUCAUGUUCCUAUGAUGUGUAUUAAAUCUUUUUUAUGUAAA